AAAAGCUCAUUGUUUAUUGUCCUAUGGUUCGUCCUCUGGGGAGUGUUAAUGUGCCUUAAAUUUGAACUUUGCUCGUUCACCUGUCCAGCGUUCCCAUCGAUUCUAAAGCAAAAGGAAAAAGGCAGGCAGCCACCGACCAACACGGUGGCUUCAGAGUCAGUUUGGAGUGAUGCUGUGGCUUGCCCUGCUUGUUUAUUUCACCUCAAUUAUUUCUCUGGAGGCAGGUUGAGAUUGUGUCACACAGCAGUCUGUCUGUCUGUCUGUCUGUCUGUCCAAAUAAACAUCUCAUUGCGAGACUGCAGUGAGGUUGCCCGGCUCUGCGAAACCAUAAGUAAACACAGCGAACAAAGAGGAGCCACACACCCAUCGACGAGCGCAGACAAAAAUCAGGAGGGGCUGUAGUUUCCCACAACAGGGAGAGAGAAUAUAGAGCUCUGUUUCCCAACAUGUUACGCUCAAAACUGUGUUGUUGGUUUUUUUUUUUUUCUUGUUUUGCAAGUCCCCAUUAAAGAUUUUCUCUUUCUCCCCGGGAUCCAGGAGCCCUUUAACUACCUUAGACAGCUCAAUCCUUUCAGCUGCCAAAGAUCUAAUGCUGUCAUGACUUGCUGUGCGUGCAUGUGUGUGCAUGUUUUGUGUGUGUUUGUGUGUGUGUUUGUGUGUGUGCGCAAACAUUUCCAGGACAGUUGCACUAUGAACACUUUUACCACACAGGGGCCGCUGCCGACGGUGUCGAAGGGAACCCAUGUCAUCAUCCCGCUUGUGGAGGACUUGGAGGACGGCCGCUGGGAGGCUGCUGUUGUGAAACAGGACGACAGACAAAUAAAGCUGUCGGUUAAUUCUCCACCCACGGCGGUCAUCGGCCGAUACCAGCUCACGGUGGAGACGAACAGCGCAAACGGCCAGUUCAUCUCCACACACGACCCCGCUAACGACAUCUACAUGCUGUUCAACCCCUGGUGUGAAGAUGACGCAGUGUUCAUGGACUCAGAGGAGGAGAGACAGGAGUAUGUCCUGAACGACGUCGGACGAAUCUACUACGGCACACAGAAUCAAAUUGGAGUGCGGACGUGGAACUACGGGCAGUUCGAUGAUGGGAUUCUUGCCGCUUGCCUCUUUAUCAUGGACAAGAGUGGAACUCCUCCGUCUGGUUGGGGAGACCCGGUUAACGUGGUGCGAGUCAUCUCGGCCAUGAUCAACUCUGUGGAUGACCACGGCGUCGUGGCGGGAAACUGGUCGGGAGUCUACGCAGAUGGAACCAGUCCAACGGUUUGGAGCGGGAGUGUGGAGAUCCUGAAGGAGUACUAUAAAAACAAGGGCACCCCUGUCAAGUACGGCCAGUGCUGGAUCUUCGCUGGUGUUUUCACGACAGUUUUACGGUGUUUAGGCAUUCCCGGUCGAACUGUGACCAACUUCAGCUCAGCUCAUGACACGGACGUCUCCUUGACGACUGACGUGUACCUGGACGAGAACCUGGAGCCUAUAGAUCAUCUCAACGCCGACUCCAUCUGGAACUUCCACGUGUGGAACGACUGCUGGAUGACUCGUUCAGACUUGCCUCCAGGCAACGGAGGCUGGCAAGCUGUCGACGCGACGCCUCAGGAGACCAGCCAGGGCACCUUCCGCUGUGGGCCUGCUUCUCUUGCCGCUGUCCGCCAUGGUCAGGUCUUUCUGAAACACGACGCUCCGUUUGUGUUCGCUGAGGUCAACAGUGACAAAAUCUACUGGCAGAGGAACGUAGAUGGGACUUUCAGUCAAAUCUACAGUGAGAAGAAGACCGUGGGCCACCUCAUCAGCACGAAGGCUGUUGGUUCCAAUGAACGCCACGAUAUCACAGACCUGUACAAACACCCGGAAGGCACAGAGGCGGAGCGCAUCGCCGUGGAAACAGCGUGCAGCUACGGCUCCAAAGCAGAGGCCUACUCGUCUCCCACCGCCGCGGACGUGACCGUGGAAGUGUCCAUGGACGGCGAAGGUCCUAAAAUGGGCGGAGACGCGGAGCUGACCAUCAUGCUGCGAAACAGCAGCUCAGAGGAGCGCAAGAUCAUCCUGCACAGCCAGGCAGCAGUCAUGUACUACACCGGCGUCCACAAGGCCACGGUCAGGAAGGACGAGACGGACGUGGACCUGCUGCCAAAUGAGGAAAAGGCUUUGGAGUGGACCCUGGAGUACAAAGACUACAAGGACCAGCUGAUAGACCAGGCCGCCCUGAUGCUGACUCUGUCCGGCAGAGUCAAGGAGACACAGCAGGUCCUGGCCACUCAGUUCAGUUUCCGGCUCAGGACCCCAGACCUCUUCAUAAAACCAAUCGGGAAGGCCGUGGUCGGGGAGAAGAUGUCAGUGGAGAUCUCGUUUACUAACCCACUCCCACAGGUGCUGAAGGCGGUCAAAUUCCACGUGGAGGGACUGGGCCUUCAGACUGCUCACACAAUUCAUUAUGGAGAUAUUGGCAGCCGCGCCUCCGUGUCUCUGACCGAGCACUUCGUCCCCACCCUGCCCGGGCCGAGGAAAUUACUGGCUUCGCUGAACUGCAGGCAGCUCACACAGGUUCACGGUGUGGUAGACAUCCUCGUGGAGGACAAAAGCGACGGCGCUUGAUAGCGGAUUCAAAGCCAGACGUGCCCCGACACUGAAAAAUCAUCUCUCUUCCAUGUUAUUUAUGCGGAAACAUCUGAGGAAAACGUGCCGAGACGGACAUAACUUUUUAUAUUCUAUGAAACAGUGAUAUAAAUAACCUCAGAGUGUUUGCAGCUUAAAGGAAAGACCUAUUUUUAUUUAGAUCAUGUUGUGUGUGUGUAUAUAUAUAUAUAUAUAUAUACUGUAAAAAUGCAAUAUAUUUAUUUAGUGUACUUUGCCCUGUAUUUGCAGUAUGUUUUUUAAUUUAAAUAUCCAAGUUCUGCUGCAAAUGUUCAUGUUUCAUUAAAACAAAAAAAA
This is a messenger RNA of Acanthopagrus latus (yellowfin seabream), 2931 nucleotides long. Its product is annotated as protein-glutamine gamma-glutamyltransferase K-like. The transcript has 12 exons. NCBI's taxonomy places the organism in Eukaryota, Metazoa, Chordata, Actinopteri, Spariformes, Sparidae. The coding region runs from base 598 to 2595 and encodes 665 amino acids. Gene Ontology annotation, molecular function: protein-glutamine gamma-glutamyltransferase activity. Gene Ontology annotation, biological process: peptide cross-linking. The record is from RefSeq and is a predicted model, not a curated record.